UGAAAGAGUGCCUUUUCAUCUGGAAAUCUCGAGUUACGGUGUACGUGCAGUAUGAAGGCGACUUUCUGUAUAAAAGGGGAGGAACCCAGUGCGGCUACGCGUACAGGCAGCGAGAACUACCGGCAAGCCAGCACUGAAACAAUCCAUCGAAGACUUGGCAUUCACUGUUGUGUCUACACUCCCCAAGACAAGAGGUAAAAUGGCGCUGUCUGCAGCCGAGCUGGCGACUGUGAAACAGGCCUGGGCAAAACUGACCGCGUCGUCCUUUGAGGACGCAGGAGAGAAAGUGUUUCUUGCGCUCCUGAAGGAUCCCAACAUCAAGGCAAACUUCAAGAAAUUCAAGGACAUCCCCGAAGCCUCUCUUCCGGGAAAUGCCGACAUGCGUGCCCAUGGUAAAAAGGUGUGCACGGUGUUGGACAAAUUUAUCAAAGGUGAUGAGGGAGCUGCCAAGAGCACCGGAACGAUGCACAAGGGCCUGGGGAUGUCGAACGACCAGAUCGGCGCGAUGAGGGGCGCCCUUGUGGCCGUGUUGAAUGACGCGGGAGAGGGCGGUGCUGUGCCUGCCUGGAAUAAACUAUUCGACCACUUCAUGGAGGUCCACAAGUCCGGCUACUGAGCGCCAUCUAGCGUGACCUUCAUGAAAUACAACGGACCCACGACGUGUUUUAUUACGUCCAAAAGUGGACAGGCUUUUCCCCUUCACUAUAUGGCUUUAUUUGCACAGUAGGGGUUUCAUGGGGAAAGAGCAAAAUAGUUCAUAGUUAUUUUUCUUGAACAUCUAAUCUUUCCCGAGAACAGCAAGGCGGGUGUGGGACAUAUUACAUACAGACACAGAUUGGACGUAAAGCAUAUGUUUGUGUGAUUUGCGUGCCCAAAAGUGUUUAAUAUUCUGAGCUGGGAAAGGAUACAACAGUGUAAACUUAACAGUUAAGUCUCUGAGUGAAAUGGUCUGUACAACACGACUAUGGGUGUUUUGAGAUGUUGUUUCAUUGCCGUGAGAAAGUGCUGUUUGAAUAGUCCAGGAGGAGAUCCUCAGAAGAGGCCUAGACAAAUGAGAAACGUGUCGCACCCUGUACAUAACCAAGCCACUAUCAUAGAAUAAUAGUUUGGUGUCUCCCAAUCAUUUUAGGUAUGAUGUUCUAUGACAUGGGUUGGGAAAUCGUGAUUGUAAGCCUCUUUAUGCAAGUCUAUGCAAAUUAGCCUAUUAUGCUCCGAAUCCAAAUCAAAAUAAAGCAGCAUUACUUGAGUAAUGCUUGUCCAAAAAAGUGCCUAGUGAGUUUCUGUGGCAACCGUUGCUACUACAAUAUACCUCCAUAGCAACGGGAAGGCCUAUAACUUUAUACAGUAAUUCAAAGUAUGUAUGUUAAGGCAGAAAUUGUUGAACGUGGUUUUCAAGGAAAUCCAAUUUGAUGUGCCCUCGAUGCAUCGUAUGUACAAGUACGGUGGUUCAAAUGACCCAUUGGUCUCAUUGGAUGCAUUAGGCAGUGUUCAUAUUUUGGAUUUCAGUUUUGAAGGUAUCAUUGGGUAUACAGUGUGUGCUGAUUACGUACAGGGUGUGCUACGAGACGAUUUCUUCUCAAGUUUCUUCUUACGGACUAGAAAAGCUGUUCUCUCAUUGUUUGCGUAUAAUCUAGAUAAAAGGGUUACCUUUUUUUACUUUAGAUACAGGCAAGCAUCGUUUAUACACCCUCCAUUCUGUGCCUUUUCCUACUGACUGUAAUUGUUAAUGUCCUGCAAGUGUAACCAAUCCUUCACAUUAAACUGUCAAAAGUCGUUA
Molecule: messenger RNA, 1777 nt
Organism: Branchiostoma floridae (Florida lancelet)
Lineage: Eukaryota; Metazoa; Chordata; Leptocardii; Amphioxiformes; Branchiostomatidae
Product: globin CTT-IIIA-like
Exons: 5
Coding region: 200-616 (138 amino acids)
Molecular function (GO): oxygen binding; heme binding
Source: RefSeq, a predicted model, not a curated record